CAAAAAUUAUUAUAGAUUUGGACUGGCUUGCAAUUCCGAUAAUAAUAGUUAUCAGUUGAACUUGAAAAUAGCUAUACAAUACAAAUAACAUCCAAUUUAGGUUUGUUGGGUUAAAUAAAGAUCAAUUGUGAUAUAACAAUGGUGAAUGAAUGCAGCUAAAGAACUGUUCAUCCCAUGGUAAUGGUCCAGAAGCUUACCUUCUUGCUAACUAGUUCUCGAACUAUUGACAAACUUAGACAAAUUCACUCACCCAUAAUCACCAAUGGUCUUAGCCAACUUGAGACCCUUUUGGCUCAUCAACUUCUCCUCUUCACAACUCGGUAUUCUUGGAAUAUAGCUCAAUACAUCACCAGAGUCCUUUACCAUUUGCAAAACCCAGAUGCCCGUUUAUGGAGUUUUGCUGUUAGGUUCUUCUCCCAUCAUCGCCAAUUCAACACUGCAUUGUCUCUUUAUGUUCACAUGCUUAGACUUGGUCUCUGUCCAAGCUCUUUUGCCAUUUCCUCUUCUUUGAAGGCUUGCGCCAAGAUUGGACAUAGAUUGGGUGGUUAUUCAAUUCAUUCACAUGUUUACAAGUAUGGGUUUUGUGGCUCUGUUUAUGUGGAGACUGCUGUUCUUGAUUUUUACUCAAAAUUGGGUGAUAUGGAGUGUGCACGAAAGGUGUUCGAUGAAAUGCCGGAACGGAAUGUGGUUUCGUGGAAUGCUAUCUUAUCUGGGUAUUUGAAGUUUGGGAAUUUGGAAGAGGCUCAGAGGGUGUUUGUUGACAUUCCUAAUAAGGAUGUUGUUUCCUGGAAUUCGAUGAUAUCAGGUUAUGCAAGAAUAGGAGAUAUGGAUAAGGCCAUUUCUUUGUUUAAACAGAUGCCUGAGAGAAAUUUGGCUUCUUGGAAUGCUGUGUUAAGUGGUUUUGUGAGUUGUGGGAGCAUGGAGUUAGCACGAAGCAAUUUUGACGCAAUGCCUGUAAGAAAUAAGGUUUCUUGGAUUACCAUGAUUUCUGGGUAUUCGAAACGUGGAGACGUUGUCUCUGCUCGUCUACUCUUUGAUCAGAUGAACAGCAAAGAGCUUCUUGGGUAUAAUGCUAUGAUAGCAUGCUAUGAACAAAACAACCAACCAAAGGAGGCCCUCGAGCUGUUUAAUCAUAUGAUUAAAAUUGAUAUCAACAUUCAGCCAGAUGAGAUGACUUUGACUAGUGUUAUAUCUGCUUGUUCACAGCUUGGGUAUCUGGAAUUUGGGCUAUGGAUUGAGUCAUACAUGAAGAAACAUGGAAUUCAAUUGGAUGAUCAUUUGGCCAAUUCUUUUAUCGACUUGUAUGCUAAGUGUGGAAACAUUGAUAAAGCAUAUGAGCUAUUUCGUGGUUUAAGAAAGAAAGAUUUGGUUGCUUAUUCUGCAAUGAUCUCAGGUUGUGCUGUAAAUGGUAAGGCAAUCGAUGCAAUUGAGUUGUUUGAAGAGAUGAAAAACGAGCGUAUUUGGCCCAAUUUAGUCACAUACAAGGGCCUCCUAUCUGCUUAUAACCAUGCUGGCUUGGUUGAAGAAGGCUACAAGUGUUUCAACUCCAUGAAGGACCUAGGGCUAUUACCUUCGGUCGAUCAUUAUGGGAUCAUGGUUGAUCUUUUAGGCAGGGGAGGACUAUUGGAAGAAGCUCAUGAGUUGAUAAAGACUAUGCCAAUGCAGCCUCAUGCUGGGGUUUGGGGAGCAUUGCUUCUCGCGUGCAGAAUACACAACAAUGUUGAGCUUGGGGAGAUUGCAGCUAGGAAUUGCUUCAAGUUACAGCCUGAGAAGACAGGCUAUUCUUCUCUCCUUGCCAACAUCUAUGCCUCGGCUGAGAGGUGGGAUGAUGCUGGGAGAUUGAGAAAUGUUGUUGACAUCAAGAUUCCUGGGUGCAGCUGGGUGGAAUCAUGUUGAAUUUUUUUUUAGAGUUGGAAGAUCAGGCUUGGACCAAGAGAAGACAGUAAAAUAGCUCCAAUUGAUAUGGCUUGAUUGAAGACUUGGAAUCAUGGUGGCCAGUUUCACUCCCAUAACGAGCGGCCAGGAGUUGCUGUGAAUAUAGUUACAUUCCAAAUUAAGAGAUUCUAUAAUGGUUGCUGCAUUGGAACACAAGAAGAAGCGGUCUAUUCUAUUGAGGCUAGGGGUCGUAGAAGUUAGUUAGGGUGUCAAUAUGGUGUGUACGGCUGCAUGGGCUUGUAUAUUGCUGACAAGAUUUUGUUUAAAGUCUAGGGAAAGGGAAUUAUAUUUUUGAGAGCUCAAGUUAAUGGUGUGUACUAUCCUUACUGUAAGGAGGUGAUGCAGUUAUGUUUCCCUUAGUAGUACCAGGAAGGAUAGUUUUUGUUUUUUGGUUAUAUUAUCCAGCAUGAUGUGUAUCCAUAAUUAUUUUUAAAAAAAAUCUUAUCAAAACAAAAAUUAUUAUUGAACAAAAAAUAUUGUUGAUAUGGCAAGCUAAAUU
Molecule: messenger RNA, 2434 nt
Organism: Humulus lupulus (European hop)
Lineage: Eukaryota; Viridiplantae; Streptophyta; Magnoliopsida; Rosales; Cannabaceae
Product: pentatricopeptide repeat-containing protein At4g22760
Exons: 2
Coding region: 175-1896 (573 amino acids)
Biological process (GO): RNA modification
Molecular function (GO): protein binding; RNA binding
Source: RefSeq, a predicted model, not a curated record